Perognathus longimembris pacificus (Pacific pocket mouse) is the source of this 1979-nucleotide messenger RNA. RefSeq names its product caveolae associated protein 4 (gene Cavin4). The transcript has 2 exons. Lineage: Eukaryota; Metazoa; Chordata; Mammalia; Rodentia; Heteromyidae. The record is from RefSeq and is a predicted model, not a curated record. The coding region runs from base 92 to 1195 and encodes 367 amino acids. Gene Ontology annotation, biological process: regulation of gene expression. Gene Ontology annotation, cellular component: caveola; cytoplasm.
UUUAAGCAACUGUGUUGCUUGUUACCAAGCUGACUUUUGGUUUCAAGUGCCAGAAGUGAUUGUGGUAGGACUUUGCUGAGGAGCAAAUAAAAUGGAGCAUAAUGGAUCUGCUUCCAAUGCUGAUAAAAUCCACCAGAAUCGUCUGUCCAGUGUUACAGAAGACGAAGACCAAGAUGCUGCUCUUACCAUUGUGACUGUGCUGGACAAAGUCGCUACCAUUGUGGACAGUGUCCAGGCAAGCCAGAAAAGAAUCGAAGAGAGACAUAGGCAGAUGGAAAAUGCCCUCAAGUCUGUGCAGAUCGACCUGCUAAAGCUUUCACAGUCACAUAGCAACACUGGCUAUGUGGUUAACAAACUAUUUGAGAAAACUCGAAAAGUCAGUGCUCAUAUUAAAGAUGUGAAGGCCCGAGUGGAGAGGCAACAAGUUCAUGUGACAAAAGUUGAAACCAAGCAAGAGGAAAUAAUGAAGAAAAACAAAUUCCGUGUGGUAAUAUUCCAGGAGGAGGUUCGCUGUCCGACUUCCCUGUCGAUUGUUAGAGACAAAAACCUAACAGAGAACCAAGAGGAAGAAGAUGAAGUCUUUGAUCCUCCCAUAGAUCUUUCUUCGGAUGAAGAAUAUUAUGUGGAAGAAAGUAGAUCUGCCAGGUUUAGAAAGUCAGGCAAGGAACGCAUUGAUCAUAUCAAAAAAGCAUUUUCCAAAGAAAGCAUGCAGAAGACACGGCAGAAUUUUGACAAGAAAGUGAACAGAAUUAGAACGAGAAUAGUAACACCCGAGAGGAGAGAAAGGUUAAGGCAGUCAGGAGAGAGGCUGAGGCAGUCAGGAGAGAGGCUGAGGCAGUCAGGGGAAAGAUUUAAGAAAUCUAUUUCCAAUGCUGCUCCCUCAAAGGAAGCUUUCAAGAUGCGCAGCCUCAGGAAGCCUAAAGACACCAAGGCGGAAGGUCAGGAAGUGGGGCGGGACAUGGGUGUGGACAUCAUUGCAGGCAGCCCAGCUCUCGACGCCACCCAUGAGCUCCACCCCAAUGAGCUCCACCCCAAUGAGUUCAGUGAAACAGAAGAGGUGUCAGGCAGGACAGGGUAUGAGCCCCAAGUAGGAGGGGACUUCCCAACCCCCGAGCCAUUAAAGGUUACUUUUAAACCUCAGGUGAGAGUAGAGGAUGAUGAAUCUCUCCUGUUAGAUUUAAAGCAGUCUUCAUAAAGAGGAAUUACAUAUAAAUCCUUGCUUUUGUAGUUCUCAUUGAAUAAUAUAGUCAUUUAUAUUCAUAUGUCAUGUCGGAAAACAAAUAGUAUGGUUUCAUUUCUUAAGUUUAAAGCUUGAAAGAUGAUAUAUAUGCAUAUAUAUAUUCAUGUUCUUUGGGAAUUCUUUUUACUGAGCAUAUACAAUUCUAGCAGCUCUUUGCUGUGUCAUACUUUUUCAUGGCUUCUAAGUUCUAUUCUCUUGAGAGAGUAGUUGCUCAGUCCAGUCUAUAGACUCAUUUGACACUGGUAAAAGGCAACUUUGUACCCAUCAUUUACAAGCAGACUACCUUUUUGGUCUAGGUUACUGAUGUGGUCCACCUCAGAGAAGAAUAAUGCCAUGUGUGGAUUAUGUCAUCCCGAUUCAUCCACUCAACUGAUUCUUUAGUCAGUAAGCCACACCCCUUCUGAGGCUUGUGCAUAGAAAAAAGAAAGUUGAAGUUCAGGACUUGAGCAUUAGUCUGUAGCAUAAUAGCUUUAUUAUUAGUGAGACACCUGGCAGGUCACCUGUGUAUUCUCAUCGCUAGACAUGAGGACGUCUUAACCUGUCCUGCCCUUUUCAGAGGACGGCUGUGAAGAUCAGAGGAAAUGUCACACGCUCUGGGAGAGCCAGAAGCACAACCAGAAAAACACAAGCCACACUGUUCUCUCAAAAGCAGAAUCGAAAUAAUUACGUCUUGUGAUGAAGCCCCAAGCAUUAGGCAGAGAGAGGGAGAGAGAGAGGGAGAGAGGGAGAGAGAGAGAGA